UGUGGUGUGGGAAGGUGGUGCUGCCCUCUUGACGUUCUGUUUUAGGUGCUUUGAUUUUGUUAGAAAGAGUUCUUGUUAUCUGGAUAUGAUAUGUCUGGUUCUGCAAGUGAAAAGGAGACAUCUUUGGACUGGGAGACAAAAUCUACGCAUGACGGACGUCUCUACUACUUCAACCACGUCGUGAAGAGUUGUCAUUGGUUGCCACCUAGCGAUAAAUGGCAAUGUAUCUAUAGUUUACCUUAUGGCUGGGAAAUGGCUCGUGAUGAAAAUGGUGAAUUCUACUUUAUAAAUCAUUUGACUGAAAGAACGAGCAGGAAGGAUCCUAGGAUAGAAGAUACAAUCAAUACUGGGGGAUUGACAAACAAUACUGAUCCCCGGGAGGUGAUGUUAGACAGAGAUGAGAAGCUUGGCUUUGGAUUUAUUGCUGGAAGUGAGAAGCCUGUCAUCAUUCGUUCAGUUAUUGAAGGUGGUCCAGCAGAAGAUAAAAUGUUUGCGGGUGAUCGAAUAAUUUCUGUGAAUGGUGAAGGUGUAGAGUCUGCACCAAAUGCGAGAGUUAUUGAGUUGAUCAAAAGUUGUGAAGACAAAGUCUGUCUCGUUGUGUCUUCAAAACAAACAGAAUUACAACUUCCCAAAAAGUCGUCGUUUCUCAACAAAGCAGAGAAAGCACGUAAAUCUUCAGAGCAUCAACUAAAGGUUCACUUUGCAGAUCCACUCUCUGACACUAUCACUUCGUCAAAUUUUGGACUUCCAAAUGAACCGGUUGGAAAGGAUGUGUUUAGAGUGUACUUGGAGAAUGGACAGAUUCGUUCCAUGAAAUUUGAUCACUUGACAACUGUGUCAGAAGUCAUUGAAACAUUGUGUGAAAAGUUGGCUUUGCGUGCUACACAUCAUUUUGCACUAAUGAUGGAAGGUCCUGGACAGUUGCAGCUUAUCUAUAUUCCCUGUGAUCAUGCUGUCAUUGAUGUGAAUAAUUUGAGGAGCAAGGUUUGGAAAUGUCGACUAAGAGUUCGUUUAGUUACCAAAGAUGUAAUGGAGUUACUGAAACUUGAUCUCAAUGCUUUUGACUAUUUGUUUGCACAGGUGUGCAAUGAUGUUGUGAACGGUCGGUUUGGUUCUGAUCUUACAAAUGAUGUUGCUAUUAAACUUGGAGCUCUUCACAUGCAACAGCACGCAGUUAGGAAUGGACCUACUAACAAAAUAUCUAUCAAGACUAUUGAAAAAGAGUGUGGAUUAGAGAAAUUUCUACCAGAACAAGUUAUUCUCAGCAUGAAGGCCAAAGAAUUAAGAAAGAUGAUAUCUCACUGUGUGAAACUGAAUCAGCUUAUGUCUUUGCCAGGAGAACGGCAUCUAACUGAUGUGCAAGCCAAGCUGCUAUAUUUGAAGAUUGCAGCAGAACUUCGUGUAUUUGGAGGCAGUUAUUAUACAGCUGUGUUGGAGAAGGAAGAGAAAAAAGUUAUGUUGCUAGUUAGCCCACGGUCUGGGUUUUGUCAUGUAAUUUCAAGACAGAGGAAUUUGCUGACUCAGUUUACAGAUUUUAGUAAUCUGACUGAACUCACUAUUACAGAAUUAGAAGCAAGACAUGUUCGAGUUUGUGUAGGAAUUCGUGAUCAGAAUCAUGUUGUUUUGGCGAUGGAUGCUACUACUGCUGUCGACAUGGUGAAUUUGUUGAAUGGAUAUCAUUGCUUGUUCACAAACCAAAAGUCUCUUCUUUCUCAAUCAGCUACUCUAGGCUCAGAAAAUAUUGCUGAUGUGCCAGCAUAUCACAACAAGCACACUGUGUUGGCAUCUACCUGGAGCUACAGCAGUUGUGGACAUAGCAAUGGAAGCUUGGAGCAAUUGGAUUUAAAUAAUUCCGAGCGAGUGCUGGAUUUGAGACAAUCGGUUUUUAAUUACGAAAAACCAGCAGGUUCUCCAUUUGUUGUCAAAUUGAGAGCUACUGGUAUUAACUUGGUAGAAGAAAGCUGGAAUCAAUCACUACAAAGUAGAGAGACAGACAGUUAUAUACAAAGAAGAAUGAUGUCUCCUCGUCAACGUGGCAUCAAUGAUUUUUCAAAUGAGGAUGCAGGAGAAGAAGUAGUAGCUAGAGAGGCAGCUCAAGCUGCUGCAGCAAGAGCUGUCAGUAGACUGAAAAGAGCUUCAUUUACGUACUCACCUCCACCUAGUCGUCAACUUGUUAGUGGUUCUCAAGCUGGUAGUCAGGAUACUGUGAAAGAAUCAGAAGAUGGAGAGAUAGAGAGGUCAAAUGAAUAUUUUAUGUUACCCGAGGCAUUGACAAUGUCGGUGUUUGAUGAUGACACUGUUUGCAUUGACGAGGAAGAUGACACAUUACAGACGCUGCUCGACAGUGUGAAUAGGACACGAUCAGCACGUGGAGAAAAGCAACUUAAAAUACCUUUAGUAGCAGAUCUAUGGACAGGCACUGAUCAGAUGAUGGCUUGGGAUGAUAGUGAGGAUGAGUUGCGAGUUAAGUCUAAUUUUGAUUGGAAUGACACUGAUAGUGUGGAUUAUGACAUAGCUUUGACUACUGCAGAAUUUGAUCUUCCAGAUGAGCCAUUAGUUCCUCCUCCUGAAUUUCAAGAAGGCUUUGAAGAAUUAUUGGAGAUGAAUCAGUACAUUCCACCUCCUUUAGAGUUCAGUGAAGUUGAGAAUGACCCUGAGUUGGACAACUUUGUACUGCCUCCACCUUCAGAUUUUGAUGCACAUUUGAUAUCUGAGGAGCUCGCUUAUUUUUCUGUACCCGGAGAAGUGGUUGCUAUGGAACCUUUAGAGUUGGACUCUUUGCCACCAUUGACAUCUUUAUGUCAAGAAGUUCCUUUUGUUCAGCCUCCAGAUGAGUUUGUGGCUUGCGGGCACUCAUCUAAUUCCAUGCAGUUGGACACUGUACCACAUGCCAAUUUUAUCAAAGAAGCAGUUGUAGCAGCUUGUUCAUCACGAGAGAGCAUUGUCUUGACAGAGAACAUUCCUGACUGGUUAAAAAGGGAACUGGAAGAGUCAAAAGAAGAAGGAACUGAACAGAAGGGCUUGAUGCUUGAUGCAGCUGAAUGUGAUGGAGAUAAUGAUGAAUUUUUGAUACCAGCUACUAUUACUGCAAUAGAUGAGUAUAUAGUGGAGGAUACAGGAUGCUUGGACCAGCCAGAGGAUGUUUGCUUGAUUCCAAAUUGCCAAUUGCCAUCUCCAAGUGAUCUGCCUUAUCCACUUGAAGUGGUUGUGGAAGAAGACUUGUUGGAAGAACUGGCAUUUGACAUUCCUCCUCCUGUUGUUGAGUCGGAAAUUAACACACCUGCAACAGAUGAUUUAUUAUCUGUUGUUCAAGUUGAAGAAAGACACACGUCUCCUCCUCCACUUCCUACAUCACCUAUUCCAGAUGAAGUGUUAGAUGUUGCAAGAAACGACUUACAAGGAAAUAGACUGGUAAAGGAAGAUGAUAAAGAUGAUAGUGGUCCAGAUAUUGUUCCUGUUUCUAAAAAGACUGCUGAAGUUCUGAAGUGCUUGUCUAUGUUUGGAAGCUCUGUGACAACAUCUAAUCGUCGAGUGCCUCCACCAACGUAUCCUCGACCUCGCAGUGCAACAACUAGUCUAAGUCGAGAAGGGAAAGAUUUACGUGAUGCUCCAGGAAAAAGUUUGGCUAAUGGUGAAAUAGAGAGAUUAUCUACUGCUGGUCUUGCAUCGCCACGUGCUGGUAGACUGUCAAAGAUUGUACCGAGAAUUGCAUCACGAUUUUCACCAAAGCUUGCUCGCAAACAAUCCCCUAAAGUUGUUCUGAAGUCUUACCAUAGACAAUCAGAAUUGGUGACAUCAGAUGAAAAUAUGGUGCCUUCAUCUUCUGUAACUGCUGUGUCUUCAAGCUCUGUUAUAGCUGCUAAGCCACCAUCAACCAAGCAUUACAAAGCUCCUCAGCCACCUGUUGGUCAUAGGACAAAUUCAGAACAUUUAACUAAAUCACUGAAACCUUCUAGCAAGUCUUACAGGGCUCCUGCGCCACCCACUUGUGGUAAUAGUUCUAUGGGAAUAAGAGUAGAAGCGAAUUGCAGCAGCACCACACCCGAAACCUUGCAGAAGACAGUUAAGUCAUCCAGUGAAUACCCUAUUAUGCACCCACAUCCAUGGCUGCCACCUUCAACUGGAGACUCGAAACAUGCUAACAUCAGUCCCAAUGCCAGUCCCUGUCGACGACGAGCAACUUAUCGAUCUCCUGUUUCUCCAAGGAAAUCUCCUAAUCAAUCUCCACUUGGAGAUACCCAGUCUGUAAAUUUAUCACCUCGUCAUGAAACACGAGAGUUGUCACCUGUACAUGGAACAAUGAUUGAUAGCAAACAAGAACAAUGUAUUGACGAGUCUCAUGUUGCCAAUGAAAUUUAUGGUAAUGAGUCAAAUGACGACAAAAGUAGUCUUUACAUAGUAUCUGACUCUUCUCCACCUCCAUUGCCUGAAUCUCUUCCUCCAGAUGAAGAAGAUGAUAACAGUGCUGUUGCGGAGACAGAUGCUGAUGAUGAUAAUAUAUUUCAUCGGACAAUGACCGAUUCUUGCAGAAAGUGCAUCUUAUCUCUUAGUGAUGUUGUAUUGAAGCUUGAUAUGUCACUGCAGAAUGUAAUGUCUGGAAGCGAAUCCGAAUUAGUCAACAGUUGUGACUUGGAUUAUGAUGCUGUGAAAAACAGUCUUGUUAGUGAAGCCAAAACACUUUCUCAGCAAACAAAGGUUGUAGUAUCAGCAGUUGUGCAAAAAAUGGCAACAGGAAAUACUGAGAUUGAAAAAGCACUGGAGACUGUCAAACGUUUGGCAACAUCAUGUUGCCAAUGUGUGGAUUACAUGACUUGUAGCUGCACUCAGUUUUCAGUGCCAGACAUAAGGCAGACAAUUAUUGUUGGUGUCAUGGAGGUUGUUGGCGCUUUCCGUCAUAUGGUAUCAGCUGCAGCUGAAGCAAUUUCUAAGGAACUUGAAGAGAACUCUGUACUGUUGCUGAUGGACAGAGCAAAAGCGAUGGCUGGCAUAAUGGCUUCUCUAAUGAGAACACUGAAUGGGUUGAAGGAAAAGUAAAUAUAUGUGGACAGCUAGGGACAUAAUUUGAAACUGCAAGUAUUAGUUCUUGUAAUGUUUUAGUACAAAGUUUUUCAUUCUUGAUCACAGGUUUUGGGUUUGAACUUCUUUUUGUGCAUACAUAUAUUUUAUGUCUAAAGCUUUGUUUUAAUAGAUAAUGGAACGUUUUGUAGCUAACCUAGAGUUAGCUUACUUUCA
Messenger RNA from Corticium candelabrum, 5232 nucleotides. RefSeq lists its product as uncharacterized. Gene Ontology annotation, molecular function: protein binding. Bases 91 to 5034 code for a protein of 1647 amino acids. Lineage: Eukaryota; Metazoa; Porifera; Homoscleromorpha; Homosclerophorida; Plakinidae. The record is from RefSeq and is a predicted model, not a curated record. Gene Ontology annotation, cellular component: cytoskeleton. The transcript has 18 exons.